Hyla sarda is the source of this 4704-nucleotide messenger RNA. It is a transcript of the gene ATP9B, whose product is annotated as ATPase phospholipid transporting 9B (putative). Lineage: Eukaryota; Metazoa; Chordata; Amphibia; Anura; Hylidae. The transcript has 30 exons. Bases 162 to 3554 code for a protein of 1130 amino acids. Gene Ontology annotation, molecular function: ATP hydrolysis activity; ATP binding; ATPase-coupled intramembrane lipid carrier activity. Gene Ontology annotation, biological process: endocytosis; phospholipid translocation; retrograde vesicle-mediated transport, Golgi to endoplasmic reticulum. The record is from RefSeq and is a predicted model, not a curated record. Gene Ontology annotation, cellular component: endosome; plasma membrane; trans-Golgi network.
CUGUACAGCGCGGGAUCACGAGUUCCUCACACACCGCUCCGUCGGCGGCCUCGGCUCCUACAGCGUGCCGUCGGGUCAGCUGACAGUGACGUCACAUCCCCCGGUCUUCCGCACUCUCAGCUGGUUGUUCGCCGGUGACGUCAUCCCGUGCAGCGGCGAAGAUGGCGGACACUAUACCCCUCCAGCCGGUACAGAAAAGAGCGGCCUAUUACACGGCAGACAAGAGUAAGAGGAGGUAUCAAGACGAAGCAUCUCCCCUGGAUGAAAUGCCACUUAUGAUGUCAGAAGAAGGUUUUGAGAAUGAUGAAAGUGAUUAUCACACUUUACCACGAGCCAGGAUAACUCGCAGAAAAAGAGGAUUAGAAUGGUUCAUCUGUGGAGGCUGGAAAUUUUUGUGCACCAGCUGUUGUGACUGGCUAAUAAAUGUUUGCAGAAGAAGGAAAGAACUGAAAGCUCGAACUGUGUGGCUGGGAUGUCCAGAGAAAUGUGAAGAAAAAUAUCCAAGGAAUGCUAUAAAAAACCAAAAGUACAACAUCUUUACAUUUGUACCUGGGGUUUUGUAUCAACAAUUCAAAUUUUUCUUGAAUCUAUAUUUUCUGGUAGUUGCCUGUUCCCAGUUUGUGCCUGCUCUUAAGAUAGGCUACUUGUACACCUACUGGGCCCCACUGGGGUUUGUUCUCGCUGUCACAAUGGUAAGGGAAGCAGGGGAUGAAUAUCGAAGGUUCAAGAGAGACAAAGAAAUGAAUUCACAAUUAUAUAGCAAGCUUACCAUUAGAGGUAAAGUGCAAGUGAAAAGUUCAGAUAUUCAAGUUGGAGACCUUAUCAUAGUAGAAAAGAAUCAAAGAAUCCCAGCUGACAUGGUGUUUCUGAGGACCUCCGAGAAAACUGGUUCAUGCUUCAUACGCACAGACCAACUUGAUGGUGAGACAGACUGGAAGUUGAAAAUAGCUGUAAGCUGUACCCAAAGACUACCAGCGAUCGGAGAUCUCUUUUCAAUCAAUGCUUAUGUUUAUGCUCAGAAGCCACAACUGGAUAUUCACAGUUUUGAAGGUAACUUUACACGGGAAGAUACGGACCCAUCUAUUCAUGAAAGCCUUGGAAUAGAAAACACUUUGUGGGCAAGCACAGUGGUUGCGUCUGGAACUGUAAUAGGUGUGGUAAUCUAUACUGGAAAAGAAACAAGAAGUGUAAUGAAUACAUCAAAUCCAAAAAACAAGGUGGGCCUCCUGGAUCUAGAACUGAACCAUCUAACAAAGGCUUUAUUUCUGGCUCUGGUGGCUCUCUCCGUAGUAAUGGUCACCUUGCAGGGGUUUGUUGGCCCCUGGUAUCGCUACCUGUUCCGGUUCCUUUUGUUAUUUUCCUACAUCAUUCCGAUAAGUUUGCGAGUAAACUUGGACAUGGGGAAAGCUGCAUAUGGCUGGAUGAUUAUGAGAGACGACAACAUACCUGGCACAGUGGUGAGAACCAGCACCAUUCCAGAAGAGUUGGGACGGUUAGUCUAUUUACUUACAGACAAAACAGGAACACUUACCCAAAAUGAAAUGGUUUUCAAGCGUCUUCACCUAGGCACUGUGUCUUAUGGCACAGAUACAAUGGACGAAAUCCAGAGCCAUGUAGCAAGCGCCUACUCACCGGUGCAGCCCCAAACAAAUAAUAACAAUACCAGCUCAACUCCUUCAAGAAAAGUCCAAUCUUCAGCACCAAAAGUUCGUAAGACUGUUAGCAGCCGGGUCCACGAGGCAGUGAAAGCGAUUGCCUUGUGCCAUAAUGUAACUCCUGUGUAUGAAUCUCGUGUUGGUGUAAAUGGAGAAACAGAGUAUGCGGAAGUGGAUCAGGACUUCAGUGAUGAUAACCGCACCUACCAAGCCUCAAGCCCUGAUGAGGUUGCACUUGUGCAGUGGACAGAAAGUGUUGGCCUCACUCUUGUCAACAGAGAUCUGACAUCCAUGCAACUUAAAACCCCCAGUGGACAGAUUCUGACAUUCUUCAUUCUCCAAAUCUUUCCCUUUACUUCUGAAAGCAAAAGGAUGGGCAUCAUAGUCAGAGAAGAAUCGUCUGGAGAUAUCACUUUCUACAUGAAAGGUGCUGAUGUUGCCAUGGCUAGCAUUGUACAAUAUAAUGACUGGUUGGAAGAAGAGUGUGGAAAUAUGGCAAGAGAAGGACUAAGAACUCUGGUUGUUUCCAAAAAAUCAUUAACUGAAGAACAAUAUCAAGAUUUUGAGAAUCGAUACAAUCAAGCCAAGCUAAGUAUACAUGACAGAGCUCUGAAAGUGGCAGCAGUAGUAGAGAGCCUGGAAAGGGAAAUGGAGUUACUUUGCUUAACUGGUGUGGAGGAUCAACUUCAGGCAGAUGUCAGGCCCACGCUGGAAAUGCUGAGAAAUGCUGGAAUAAAGAUAUGGAUGCUUACUGGAGACAAGCUGGAAACAGCUACAUGUAUAGCAAAGAGUUCUCACCUUGUAUCGCGGAACCAGGAUAUUCACAUUUUUAGACCAGUUAGUAGUCGAAGUGAAGCUCACUUAGAGCUAAAUGCUUUCAGAAGAAAACAUGAUUGUGCCUUAGUGAUCGCAGGCGAUUCUCUUGAGGUGUGUUUAAAAUAUUAUGAGCAUGAAUUUGUUGAGCUUGCCUGUCAGUGCCCUGCCGUCGUGUGUUGCCGCUGUUCCCCAACACAGAAAGCACAGAUUGUUAAGCUUUUGCAACAGCAUACAGGAAGACGCACAUGUUCCAUAGGUGAUGGAGGAAAUGAUGUGAGCAUGAUCCAAGCAGCUGAUUGUGGCAUUGGCAUAGAGGGAAAGGAGGGGAAACAAGCUUCUCUUGCAGCUGAUUUUUCUAUAACCCAGUUUAAACACAUUGGCAGAUUACUAAUGGUGCAUGGUCGAAACAGCUAUAAAAGAUCUGCGGCAUUGGGGCAGUUUGUCAUCCACAGAGGCCUUAUUAUUUCUACUAUGCAGGCUGUGUUUUCCUCAGUCUUCUAUUUUGCAUCUGUUCCUUUGUACCAGGGAUUCCUAAUGGUAGGGUAUGCAACUAUCUACACCAUGUUUCCAGUUUUCUCAUUAGUACUGGAUCAAGAUGUGAAGCCUGAAACAGCUCUGCUGUACCCGGAGCUCUAUAAAGACCUCACAAAGGGAAGAUCUUUGUCUUUUAAAACCUUCCUCAUCUGGGUUUUAAUCAGCAUAUACCAAGGUGGAAUAUUAAUGUAUGGAGCUCUCCUGCUUUUUGAGUCAGAGUUUGUUCAUGUCGUUGCCAUCUCCUUCACUGCCCUGAUCUUGACAGAAUUGCUAAUGGUUGCAUUAACUAUACGGACAUGGCACUGGCUAAUGGUUGUAGCCGAAUUUUUUAGCCUUGGCAGCUAUGUGGCAUCACUUGCGUUCCUUAAUGAGUACUUUGGUCUUGGUAGAGUUUCAUUGGGAGCUUUCUUAGAUGUUGCGUUUAUUACAACACUUGCCUUCCUGUGGAAAGUAUCAGCCAUCACUGUUGUCAGCUGUCUUCCCCUUUACAUUUUGAAGUACUUGAAGCGCAAAUUCUCACCACCAAGUUACUCCAAACUUUCGUCCUAGUUAUGAACCUAUGGCAUUCCAGCAGUAACAUGCCUCACGUUGCCUCGCUGUUUUCUAGUGACUUCAGCCUUAUGAAUGAGAUAGCUACAGUGGGCCAAAGAGGAGAAGAGCACAUAAGAAAGGCUUUUAUAUGUUUCCCAAUGAGAGGACAAUGUUAUAACUGAUAAAAGUCAGUAAGAAAUGAAUGAGAUGAAUAUGUCCACCCUCAUUUACAUUCUGUUGUUCAUUUAUUUAUGAGCAUGGGAUCCUGACAUAGUCACUGGUUUAUUUUAUCUCCAUAUUACUCAAAUACAUAAUCCUACAGUCCCACAUUACCUUUAAACCUUACUUUAUCUUUAUAAUUCCCUUGUAUGCUGCUAAUCCAUUAAUUUUGAUAAAUCUGCACUAGAAGAUGUGUAUAUAUAAUCUAGUAGUAUUACUACGAAGAGGAAUGUUACUUAUGCUUACAUCAUGUUACAUCAUGCUUCAGAUAGAGAAUACUGAAUUAUUAUGCUUUAAAGGGUUUCCAAGUAGAUACAGCCUUUCUUCCUUAUAUGCUAAUAUGCAGUGUAGUAUACAAUCCAGCAGUAUCCCUUAGAAAUAAAAUGCUGGGAUGAUGGUACUUUAUGUGUCUCAAAGCUAUGAUAAGGAAAUUGAUAGGUUGUAUUUUCAGUAAUAGGUUGUUAGGACACCUCCCUUAAUCUGGACCUGUCACUUCUGGAUAAAACCAGUAUGAAUUGUCAAAGGAAAACUGGUUCACCCGCACUUAACAAGCAGGGCUAUAAUGUGGGUCAAAUUAAAAUGAGGUAUAAUUUACCCAGAUCUGUUGUUCGGUUCCAGAGACCCAAUAUUAGCCAUCAUUGCUGAUAUGUUAACUGUGGCUUUACGCAGUGGAGGUGGGACCCAGCAUCCCUUCCCACAGAGUGCUCACAUGGACAAAGGGUCCUCCAUUAAUAUAUAUGAGGUGGGUGGACAUAUUGCCCAAAGCUGGCGAUUAAGAUACCAAUAAUAACGGUUCUAUCUCUGGAACCGGACCACAGAUCCUGGUAAUUUAUACCUCAUUUUAUUCUUGUUCACCUACACUAUUACCCUGUGAAUUGGAUAUAGUGCAGGUGAACAGACUGUCUGUUUCGCUGUAAAGGUAUUCUAUAUGAUUUGUCUAAAAAGUAGG